Molecule: messenger RNA, 2174 nt
Organism: Raphanus sativus (radish)
Lineage: Eukaryota; Viridiplantae; Streptophyta; Magnoliopsida; Brassicales; Brassicaceae
Product: probable inactive receptor kinase At3g08680
Exons: 2
Coding region: 68-2005 (645 amino acids)
Biological process (GO): protein phosphorylation
Molecular function (GO): ATP binding; protein binding; protein kinase activity
Source: RefSeq, a predicted model, not a curated record
CUGCAGUUGAAUGAAUGAAUGAGCAAACUUUGAUGUGAGUGAGUGAGUCGUCCUAAAAAAGAUUUUGAUGAUGAUGAUAAGGAUUGUUGCGGCCUUCGUUUUCCUUCUCCUCUCCCCAUCUGUUUCACCCUCAGACAUAGACUCAGACAAGCAAGCCCUUCUCGAGUUCGCCUCCCUCGUCCCUCACGUCCGCAGACUCAACUGGAACACAACAACCCCAAUCUGCACAUCCUGGACCGGCAUCACCUGCUCCAAGAACAACGACCGCGUCACCGCCCUCCGUCUCCCCGGCUCCGGACUCUACGGUCCUCUGCCACAGAAGACGUUCGAGAAGCUCGACGCCCUCAGGAUCGUCAGCCUCCGCUCCAACAACCUUCAAGGGAGCAUUCCUUCCGCUAUCCUCUCUCUUCCUUUCAUCCGCUCGCUCUACUUUCACGGCAACAACUUCUCUGGCUCCAUCCCUCCCGUGGCUCUCUCUGGCCGCCUUGUUAAUCUUGAUCUCUCCGCCAACGCGUUGACUGGUAACAUUCCUGUGAGUCUAAGGAACUUGACUCAGCUCACUGAUCUCAGCCUGCAGAACAAUUCUCUCACUGGACCGAUCCCUGACCUCCCUCCUAGCUUAAAGUACUUUAAUGUGAGCUACAAUAACCUUAACGGGUCGGUUCCUUCUUCUGCCAAGUCCUUCCCAGCGUCCUCGUUUCGAGGCAACACUCUUUUGUGUGGCGGUCCUCUAACUCCAUGUCUGGAGAACACUACAUCACCGUCUCCUUCCCCGACUCCUCCUCCUCCUCCUCCACCUGGUACAAGCAAAAGAGUUCUCUCUACUGCCGCUAUCGUCGGCAUUGCAGUCGGAGGUUCGGUUCUGUUGUUCAUCCUCCUCGCCGUCAUAACUCUCUGCUGCGCCAAGAAGAAAGAAAACGGGCAAGACAACAGCAGCAGCAGGAGCACGGCGGCUGCAGCGCCGAAAGCUAAACCCGGGAGGAGUAGUGACAACAAGGCAGAGGAGUUUGGGAGCGGUGUGCAGGAGGCGGAGAAGAACAAGCUGGUGUUCUUCGAAGGAAGCUCGUACAACUUCGACCUCGAGGACUUGCUCAGAGCCUCGGCUGAGGUUCUAGGAAAAGGAAGCUACGGCACGACGUAUAAGGCCAUCUUAGAGGAAGGUACCACUGUGGUGGUGAAACGGCUUAAAGAAGUAGCGGCUGGUAAAAGAGAGUUCGAGCAGCAGAUGGAAGCCGUGGGAAAGAUCGGUCCACACGCGAAUGUAGCUCCUCUCCGUGCUUAUUACUUCUCUAAAGACGAGAAACUUCUCGUGUAUGAUUACUACCAAGGAGGCAACUUCUCCAUGCUUCUUCACGGAAACAACGAAGGAGGAAGAGCAGCGUUGGACUGGGAAGCGAGGCUAAAGAUCUGUUUAGGAGCUGCGAAAGGAAUAGCUCACAUACAUUCUUCAUCUGGUGCUAAACUCCUCCACGGGAACAUCAAAUCACCAAACGUCCUCUUAACGCAAGACCUCAACGCCUGCGUCUCGGAUUACGGCAUAGCUCCACUGAUGAGUCACCACACCUUGCUCCCAUCGAGGAGCCUAGGGUACAGAGCACCCGAGGCCAUAGAGACACGGAAACACACUCAAAAAUCCGACGUGUACAGCUUUGGCGUGCUGCUGCUAGAAAUGCUGACGGGGAAAGCGGCAGGGAAGACGGCCGCGGGGCACGAGGAAGUGGUUGAUCUGCCGAAGUGGGUGCAGUCUGUGGUGAGAGAGGAGUGGACUGGGGAAGUGUUCGACGUGGAGCUGAUCAAGCAGCAGCAGCACAGCGUUGAGGAAGAGAUGGUGCAGAUGUUGCAAGUGGCAAUGGCUUGUGUGUCGAAGCAUCCGGAUUCUAGGCCUUCUAUGGAGGAAGUUGUUAACAUGAUGGAGGAGGUUAGGCCUUCUGCAGGUUCGGGUGCUGGUUCUGGUAACAGAGCCUCUUCCCCUGAGAUGAUCAGAAGCUCUGAUAGCCCGGUUUAGAUUGGUUCUUUUCUCAAAUCAUUAUUUAUUUUUGCUUUUUCUUUUUUUUUUACUUUAUUGGGGAAUAAACCUUUUCGUAGUUGACUAAUUCAGCAUGUGAUUUCUUCUAGUCAUUAUCUGAAAAAAUAGUGUAAUUGAAACUCUCUAUAUAAUGUUUCUUUUUUAGUUA